Sclerotinia borealis F-4128 is the source of this 1104-nucleotide messenger RNA. The record is from the annotation of a GenBank genome assembly. NCBI's taxonomy places the organism in Eukaryota, Fungi, Ascomycota, Leotiomycetes, Helotiales, Sclerotiniaceae.
AUGUAUUCUUAUAAUUUUACGUCUUUAUCUACUUUCUCGCUGUUGAGCAGCUUUCUUUUGGUCGCGUUGGUAGAUGCGUAUCCUACACAUUUAUAUCCGAGUUUGAGAUCGAGAUUGGCUGAUGCUUCUACAUCUCCAUCUAUAUCCAGCAACUCACAACCCAUUUCUCCAUCCCGCGAAGGAACCCUUUUUGUUCAUCUCCCGACUACCCAGAAUAUUGAUUAUUCUCAUCCUCCCUCGAGCUCACCCCUCUCCAUCCCCUACACCCUCACCUCGACCUGCCCUCAGAUCCUCCCUACAGACCGUAAUUCUUUAACUUCGGAUCUACUCGCCAAGAUCUUACUACUGUAUCCGGAGGGUCCUACUUCUUCUCCUUAUUAUACGUUUUCGGCUGGUGAUGAUGGUGAUGAUGCUUCGAAGACGCAAGAUACAUAUUCGAUAACGCAAACGGCGGGAUUGGCUACGGGGGUUAAGGGGGUGGAAUACAGGAGCUCAUUGUAUAUUUCUGUGAUGACGAGGGUGGGGAAGGGGAAGGGGGGAUAUGGAGGGGAUGUGGGGGGAGAGGAGUGGAGGGGGUUGAUGGGGGUUUUGGGUGGGUUAAAUAAGGGACUGGGGAGGGAGAUGGAAAGAGAAACGAGGGGACAGGGAUUUGGGAAAUUGGUGGUGGGGGGGAAGUUUCCGGUGUUGAGGGGGCGUGAGGAGGGUCUUGAUGUUGAUGUUGAUGAGGAAGGGGAAGGGGACAGGGUGGAGAAGGAGAGAAAAAUCAACAAGAAAUUGGCACCCUCGGAUAUUAUACUACCCUCUUAUCCUCAUGAAUUGGUGAGAGAUUGGGACGGAGAGAGUGCGAAGGGAAAAGAAGAUAAAGUGGGAAAAAAGGAAGAAAAGAAGGAAACAGAAGAGGUUUCAUUUGAAUGGAAGGCGACGUGGGUAUAUUAUGGUGUUGUGACGGAUGAGAAUGGAGGAGAGGUGGUGAGGGAAUGUGGGCAGAUGCCGUUGGGGUUGGAGGUGGAGGGGGUUUUUGAGAGUAGGGGGGAAGAGAGUGAGAAUGGGAGGAAAGAGGAGGAGGUGGAGGAGGAAGAGGGGAGGUGGAAGAUUGAUUUGUAA